UUUGCAAAAAUUUCAAUACGAUUUAAAACGCGAUGGGAAAGGGUUGCAUAUAGUUUGUUGUUGCUCAAAUAAAUAAAUAAGUGGGUGAUAUACAUCCGAAAUUACAUAAAUGUGAAUUGCAGAGCGCAGAGAAGAAAAACGAACGUACUAUAGCAGAUAAGUGAUUUUUUGGUGUAAAUAAAAUGAACUAAAAUGGUUUUAUUGCAGUAGUGGUUGAUGUAUGGGACGCUACUGGGAGUGAUUAAUCACAGGCAUCCAUGCUGCAAGUCAUGAAACAGCAGAAACGUGCAGAUCGGUGCUGCCGGAGGGGGAGCAGAGGUGCUGUGCUCCCACAUGCCUGCGCCUCUCCCCCCGAAACCCGAGCCGGGCGGCCAGCCCCCUCAACCAGGAACAAACUUUUCUGUACAUUUCACGUCACCUGGACGCCGAACAUAAAUUUGGCAUCCUAUGCAAAUAUAUGCUGACGUAAAAGAUCAUGUGGUUUUUGUCGUCGAUCCCCCCUAUGAGCAACGAGGAGGCUUUUUCUUUUUUUCCUCCUGUCUACUGUUGUCUUUAGGUUAGCUAUGCUACAAUCUUUACUGUACCCAGCGCUAGCUAUAUGCGCUCCGCACCGCACCACUCUGGAUAUCUGGGAAUAAAACCAACUUCCAGCCUGUCGCGCCUCGAAACUACACGCCGCUCACAGAUCCCAGAGGAGACUUACCAGAGUGCCGCUGGCUUGAGCGACGUCCAGCAGAGGGAAGGCAGAAGGAGAGAAAGGCAGGAAAGGACAAAACACGGUGUUCGGAGGAGGUGAAAGCUCUGGAUGAGCCACGCCCCCUUCAUAUUGAAGCCCCUCCCCCAGAGGAAGUGUCGGAAUUUGGAGAAAUGGUGUGGAAAACUCACCCUGAAGGUGGUUGAAAAUGUGGAUUCUUUGUCGAAAAGAAAGUUUUAAAAGAAGCUUGAGUCUCACUGCUGUGUGCGAUGCCCUCCCAUGACGCCCAGGCCAGGAGCUGACACUGCCGGUGAGCGGGAGACGCCACUGAACAACCAAUCCUGGACCUGCAUGGUUGCCUGGUUCUUGCCCUCCCUUUUGCACGCUGGAGACUACUCUUCCACCUGCCUAUCAGUAUCCACAAACAUCAGCUACGGUCCACCCCAGUAAGGUUCGCUUAAAAACCAACACACUGACAUCCUCGCUCACCAGCAACAUCAGCCAAAAAUCACAAUCUCUUCAACACAAUCAGCAGCACCAGCACCACCAUCAACACCAGCAACAGCAGCAGCAGUAAGCAUGUCCAGUCGUAGAAAGUCCACCACUCCUUGCAUGGUCAGGGUCAUCAGUGACUUGCCUGAUGACCAAGAUGAUCCAGUGAAUGUGAUGGACAUAGAAAAAGUGUUCUACAAUGGCUUUACUGAAAAAGAACACUCUGAAUCAAGAACUAAGAUGAAAGACACACAACAGGACGGUAAAGACCAACAGACAUUUCUAAAGCAUGUGGAAACACAAAAUCUUGAGCCAUUAGUACAAAAAGAGUCUGGUAAAGAAAAUGGACUUCGUUUUAGUGAAAAUGGAGAAACAAGAGGACUGACAAAUAAAGAAGUAGCAGAAUCUGAAUACUCGUUGCAGAAAAAGCAGCCGAGAGGCUACGAGUGCAAAUACUGCCCCUUUUUGACACAAAAUCUGAAUGACUUUAAGGAGCAUGUAGAUUCCAGUCACCCUAAUGUCAUUCUAAACCCGUUGUACCUCUGUGCCGUGUGCAACUUCAACACCAAGAAGUUUGACUCGCUCACAGAACACAAUGAAAGUCAGCACCCUGGUGAGACGAACUUCAAGUUCAAGAGGAUAAAAAGGAACAAUCAAACUAUCUUGGAACAGACAAUCGAAGGCAAAGACAAUUCAGUUGUGUGCGAAAUGACAAAUGAACAAGGUGAAGGCAACAGCAGCCUCGUUUUUCCAUCUUGCAUAUCUACCACGGUGAAACCCCCAGGUAAUAUACAGCCACUCUACAUAGGGACAGAACUUAAAAGCCAGCUGGAUGGUUUGAUUCAGAAGGAUCCAAUCACAGCAGUGAACAUCAAUGGAACAGUCAUCAUCCCUGAACCUACCAUCGUCCAAGGGCUUUCCCAUGUCACCCCAAUGCUACAACGCCCACCCAACUUUAAAUCUGUACCAAAAAUAGCCGUUCCUUUGAACACUACCAAAUACAACCCCUCUCUAGAUGACAACCUGACAUUGAUUGCUUCCUUUAAUAAGUUCCCUUACCCAACACAUGCUGAGCUGUCAUGGCUGACAGCUGCCUCCAGGCAUCCAGAGGAACAAAUCAAAGUUUGGUUCACCACCCAGCGACUGAAGCAAGGCAUCACCUGGUCCCCUGAGGAGGUAGAGGAAGCCAGGAAGAAAAUGUUCAAUGGUUCUAUUCCCCCUGCUCAUCACACAUUCACCAGCCUCGUAUCUCAGUCCUCCCCCAAAGCCUCCAAGCAGCCCUUUGUCCACACAACAAUUGAACAUCCAGGUCAAAUUCGAACAGCUGCAACCAACGAUUCAAGUAUCGUCACCACCACAAAUUCUAAUACAGUAGUCCCAGUUGUUUCCAGCCACACCUUGAAACGAUCCCUUCCAGCAUCAGUUUUAGGCCCAGAAGCAAAGCGACCAAUCAUGGCAGUCGCUCCCCAUUCUGGUGACCCUAAAGAUAAGGUCUUAAUGGCACCUCCUCCCCCACCUCCUCCCCAGAAGGACCGAAUGCCAAUGGCUCCACCUCCCGCUCCCAUGGAGAUCAAGCGACCUGUAGCAGCUUCUAUGGUCAAUGCAGAAGCAAAGAGGCCAUCUCUUGCUGUGCCUUUAAUGCCGCCACCUUCAUCAUCAUCAUCAUCAUCACAACCUUCAUUAUCCAAGGGGAAAUUUCUUUCUGCAAUGGGAAACUCCAAAUCAAAGCCAGUGAUCUCAAUGCCCUCCAUAGUGUUUCCAGAGUCAUUGACAAGGCCUAUGAUAGCUCCUCCACCUAUUUAUGCCCCUCCGUUUAAAAACGCUUUACUUGUCCCUCGCAGUUCCAAAGAAAAGCACACCAUUACCCGCUCAUUGCCUGCUCCUGAUCUGAAUCUGCCAAACUCUCCUCCACACGUUAACUCUCACAUAAGGAGGCCAACCAUCAUUCAGUCUCUUCACACUCCAGCUAAAGUCCCCUCGCAGAUUCAGGGGUUCCCUUUGGAUGGCAAAAAACAAUAUGAGCACCAAGGUUUGGAACUGAAAACCAGUUAUCCCAGGGGCGAUAAGGUUGCUAGUCCUCUUGCAGAGGCCAACGGAACAACUCGUGUGGAUGGUAAAUGGUCUCAGAACUUCUCUGCUCACAAUAAUGGGAUUAUGCAUUUGGACAGAGGAGAAACCGCGGUGGCUCGAAAACACGAUUUUCAACAGAAGUCCCCGGUCUUGACUCAGUUCCCUUUGCUUGAGAGGAUGAAAGGAAAAACGGCAAAACAACUCAAGGUCUUAGAGGAGAACUUCUUACGGAACAGCUUCCCCACACAAAGCGAUUUGGACAAUCUGGCGGCCGCUACUGGCUUGUCUCAUCAUGAAAUCGACAGCUGGUUUGUGGAACGUCGUGCACUUCGUGACAACCUGGAACAAGCCCUUCUCAACUCUAUGGGAACCAAAAAGAUCGGGAUAGGUGGUAUCACUGGCCUAACUGAGAAGCCUCAUCAGCAGCAUCAAACUCAGCUCAACGGCAUUCACAAAGCAAGCACAAAUGUGGGUAAUCUAAAAAGCCCUCCUCCACAGUCGCAUGCCCUCUCCAUUACUUCUCCCAGCGCUAUUGCACCCUCUAUCCCCCACUCAAAUUCCUUCUCAGUGCCUCCUGACAGCCGAUCACUGGCGCUCCUCAAGGAUGAUUUUGCUCAAACGCGGUGGCCUUCCCCUGAGGAGAAAAGCCAGCUGGAGGGUCGGACAGGACUGGCUCGUUCCGAACUCGCUCGUUGGUUUACAGACACUCGGUGGCAGAACUACGGCAUGGAACUGACGGAACUUUUUCACAGCAAUGGAAUGAAUGGAGGGCAGGGGCUUCCUGUGUGUUCCCCUGAAAACUCUCCAUCCAGCAUCAUCCAGCGUUGUCAAGAAGGAGCCGCAACAAACAACAACAGCAAGGUGCUGGAGCUUGAGCUGGGCUGGCUGAUGGACCAGCAUUCAAACAGCUUCAACAGUCUACAGCACUCUGAGCUCCAAGACCGGUUUGCUGGCAGACUGAGGCAGCAGAGUGUGGCGGAGAUGAAGAACGGGACACAGAAUGGAGGAGUCAUGGGAGGAGCACGGGAGGUGUUCGGGAGCUGGCUGGAGGAGGGACCUUUGAGGAGAGGACGGGAUCUGCUCCUGGACAGAGAGAGAAAAUUGGCGGAGGACCCAUCUGGACGGCUUACAGGAUAAACGUUGAGAGUUUGGAGGAUGUACUCAAAUGUCCCCCAGGUGCGAAUAGGAUUUGCUGCCGUCGCCGCCACAUUGCUGCUGGAAACAUAAAAGAGGAAAGAAUCUGAAGAACGGAGCAACAAAACAAAUUUUUUAAUUAACAGAUAUCGAGCUGUAUUUUUUUUCCAGAACUGAUUUUUAUCUCUCGAUUGUCGCAUCCGAGGUCACGCACAACCUCCUUCUUUGUCCUUUUGCGAGGUAAUCUUGUCAGCGUUCCCAACCUGGAGUGACCCCCGCAUGGGCGCGGCGCUCGCUACAAACAGAUGAGUUUAAAUGAGACGGAGCUUUGUAGGCGCGGGUUUUUAUUUGGGGACAGGAGUUUUAAAAUCUAAGGAGUGCAAAAAAAGAAUGUCAGGGUCGCAAUCUGAAAGGAUAAUUGAAAUUACCCUCCCUCACAAUGGAGUUCAUGUUUAUAAUUUCAGUUCUUGCAGUUAUAAAAGAAUUAUAAAAGUAUUAUAAAUCAAAACCAAAGCUUCAGCGGCACAAGAACAGAGAGGAUUAUUUAGAGUAUUCCGUACAAUAUCAAGUGGUGUUGGAUAAAUAUUAAUAAAUAGCUGAAGGUAGCUUUUUUUCUUGAUAUUUUAUGUUUUUAAAAAUAAAUUUAGUUGAGUUCUGCCAUUUUCUAACAGGCCUCGAUAUUCCCAGACACACCCUGAAAUCAAUUAAAGUGAAGCAACAAUUAAAAACUGGUAAAAAUCAAACCUGGUUAUGAAUACUUUCUGAUUUUCUUAGAAAAUUAAAAUCGUAAAAUAAAUAUCCCCUCAUUUUUUCUGCUCAAGUCACGGCUAAUUAGUGGAUUUUUUUUAAAUCAACAAAUUAUCUUAUAAAGUGUCUUAAAAGUUGUUAUUUAAUAAUUUAAUUACUGAUAUUUAUUUUACUUACCUGCAUUUGUUUUCACUUUAUAGAUUUGCGAUUUUAAACAAAAAAGUUACAUUUAUGGAAAUUUAUACAAAUUUCUGAAUUUAGCCUUUAAAAUAAAAGGAUAGCUUUUAAAAAUAACUGUUCAUAAAAGUCAACGCUGAAAUUUUAUUUUUUAUUGUAAAUUAGAAUAAAAAUAUAAACACAGUAAAUCUGGUGACGGAAAUACGUCAUAAAUACAAAAAGUAUAGUAUAAAAGUAAAAUAGCGGCAAGUAAAAAAGAAAAAACUGCAGAGGUUAUUAAAAGUUUAAAAUUAACAGUAAAAUAAGAGAAAAAAAUUGGUCAUAAUUAACUUUUUUCUGAAACAAUAAUCUUUCAUUUCAUCAUUAUUACAAUCAGCCUGAUGUUCAGAAACCUCUAUAUCAUCAAUUAAUGGAAUAUUUUAGUAAAUAAAGCCGAUUUUAUUAACAGUUAGGACAUUUACUGUUGAAAGUUGCUCAUGGGAAACAAGGUUAGUCACUAAAUCUGGCUCAUUCUAUGAGUAAAUACGAACAUUAAAGAUGAAAAUCAAUAAAAAAUUAAUUUCUGUUUCUUGGUUUAAAAAAAUUUUUCUGCUGGAUUACUUGUAAACUCCGCCAAAGGGUCCUGACUGAAUUCCAUUAACAUGCCGUGCAUUUUUCAUGUUUAUAUUCUGAACAUUACAGGUAUAAAUAAGCUCUAAACGUGAUUUGUUCUUUUCUGUAAGCCCCUUAAAAGCUUCUUAAAUUCCUCAGUCUUUCCUUGAAGUGAGUGCAGGAGGCAGUGAGUGGAGGGGAUUAGCAGGUCGUGAACUUGACGGAUGGAUGGACUUCCGGACGCGGCCGAGGCGAUGUUGUGCGUGACCUGUGUUGCUAUGGAGAUGAGGAGGAAGGUGAACUGGAGAACUGAAUGUGUGCCUGCAGCAACAGCGGCAGUCUGACUGUACACACCGACCGACCAAUCGACAGACAGUGUGGGAUUUAAAAAACAAAAUGAGGACAAGAAAAAUAAUAAUAAUUAAAAAAACAACAAACAAAAACGCCGCGUGCCAAAGCUGGGAUCUGCUGCAUUCUCACUACACUUUUAAAAAAAGGGUUCCUCUUCUUCUUGUAAAUAGAAUAUAUGUUUGUUUGUUUUUCUUGUACUGAUAGAUUUGUAAAAUUUGCGAAAAAAAUUUUGUUACAUUUUGUAAAAUGGGAGCAAUUCGUCCCCCCAGAACCCUCUUUUUUUUUCAAUUGUUUUAAACCCCUUUUUUCAUUUCCUCUUGGCUCUUUUAUUUUUAUUUUCUCUUGUUUUUGAUAGACUUUCAAAACAAACAUGGUGCCAGAAGUGGUACGCAUGUGUGAAUUGUUUCCCCAUCACCCUUCCUCCUCUUUUUGUGCUGAACCAGAGUGGAACCACUACAGAAACAGAAAAGAAAACGAAAAAAAGACAGACAGACCAGUUGGCAAUACUUCAGUCACUUCUUCGUCUGACCGACACUGGACUUCCGCCUGCCACUUCCCUGCUGAGAGAAGGGGAGGGAGGAGGAGGAGGGAGGAAGAAAAAGAGAAAGAGAGAGGGAAGGAGGGGGGACUUCGCUUCAAAUCAAAUCAGAUUUUAAAAAACAAAAAAGCACCUUUUGAACCUUUUUUUUCUCUUUUUUUUAACUGUGCUGAAGUGAAGUCAAGUGCUUUAUUAUAAUAAUUAUUAUUAAUAUUCUUAUUAUUAUUGUAGCCACUCUGUCUGGAACCCUUUUUGAAGAACAAAAGGAAGAAAAAAAAACUUAAAGCCAAUCUGCACAUUUUGUUCCAACGAACUUGCUUGUAUGACCAAGUGACUGUCGUGGAUUAUUUUUUUGUUUAAACCUGAACAAACAACAAUCAUGUGAAAAAGCAGUAACACAUCUAAAAAUGGUGGCAAACGCAGAAAGGUUUAAUGGUAACGAUCAUGCACACCUCAAACUCUACAGCAAAAUCUCACAAUCCAGAAUCACGCUGCCUGAAUCAAACUUCGUCCGUUUUGUCGUUAACGCUUUGACAUGUUCUUCUCUUGAUGUUUCCUCCUUUGUUGAUUUUUUGGGUCAAUUUUUUGUUUGUUUUUGUCAUCCUGCACACAAUCACACGCAUCUGUCAUAAAUUUAAAAAAAUAAAUGAAUAAAUAGACUUUUAUUCGAUGCAUAACUACAUGUUGGCUCGGUAGGCGUAGUUGAAACUAGUUCCAUUCCGACGAGAGAGCAUAAUAGUAAAGUCAAAAAUAUGAGCUUCUUUAUGUAUUGCUUCUGCCGCUGUAGUGUUCUGGUCAGAUUUUAAGAUGAAAAGACUACAUAUAUCUGAAAUACUGUAUUUACAAAUGCAAACCAGGGCUGGCCUCAAUAGAACAAAAGGGAGGGGUGGGGUGGGUUGCCGGUUUUUAACUCCGUCCAACGGGCGUUCACUCUGCUGAAGUCCGGAGCUUUCAUGCAAAGUUCUGACUGCUGGUUUGAGUUGAUAAAAGUGCUUUUUUUUAUUGCUUAAAGUCUUUGUAGUUUUUGUAAAACUUCAGCAUCGUCGGAGUCGUUCUUCCGCUGAGCUGCUGCACGGUUUGUUUGUUUUUAGUGCCGAAACCCAGCAGCGCUGCAGAAGGAGCCUCUUAGCUGAUGCACCGCCUUAGAAAGCUAUCCAAGAGAGUUUUAUUUUUGCAAGCGCAUAGUUUUAAUUGCAUAUUUUUCUGAUGAAUGAUUGAAUGUAUUUGCUUUCAGGAGAAAUAUUGUGGGUGUAGUAUCUGAAUGUGGAAACGACUAAAGAAUCGAGCACAAAGUGGAAAAAAGUCCCAAUGCAACUAAUAAAAGAAGUAAAGUUUAAUUCUUCUAGGGUCUAUCAGUAUUCAGGUGGUGAAAGUUGUUAUUUUACCUAAUUAGUGAGAACUGUUUUUUGAACACUAAACUAGCUAAGCAAAUGUUUACUUUUAAAUAAUCUUUAAUUCAUCAGGUUGGAUUAACGCUCCACCACAAAAAGUGUAAUUUUCAAACAAUUAUGAGUCAAAUUUGGCCUCUUUAGGCUUUUAUAAAAUGUGCCAACUGGUUUUGAAAGGGCGGCCAUGACGCUAGUUAAAACCAUGAGAAGAGCCCUUAACUUAUUUGUAUUUCGGUAAAAUAUGAUGUAUUUGCGCGAGUCCUUGCUGUAUUUUAUUUAAAAUAAAAUAAAAAUCCCCUCGGAAAACGUUUUCUUCGUUUGCACCUGGCUUCCGUAAAAAGCUUUUAUGCAAAUAUGUUUGCGUGUAAACAGCCAAAUAGUUAAAGAUUUUUUUUUCUAAAUCAGUUGAAGAAUUUUUGAACAAACCACUGGUUUGUUCAGAUAAAACACCUGGUUUGUUCUGCCUUUUUUGUCCCCUGAAAUCGGGGGAUUUCACCAGACCUAAUCACAGAACAGCUCGUCUUGUUCUUUAUAUUUAUUACCAAUCAGGCAACUGAACUGUUUAUAGAAAAACACAGUUUUGUUCAGCUUAAAAGCUCUCUUUGUGUGCAUAAUUUCCUGGACUGGCGCCCAGCUUUAACUACAGAAGGCCAUUUGUGCCAAAGAUGCAACACAUUGUGCACAAUUUUUUUUUUUACCUAAGCAAAUUAUUUGCCUAAUUUAUCCCAUUUUAGGUUUUCAAACAUAGUUAAUUUUAAGGUGCGUUCAUAAUCGAUUGAGACAAUCAAAGGUUGCACUAAAAUAUUUUCGUAUUCGAAAUUUGGACGUUUAUCUCCUUUGUCCGUACAAUCGUGAGGCCCCCAAAAAGUAAUGUUGUUAUUUACUGUGAGAAAUCAUAAGGAAUUUUAAAGAUUGUGAAACAGGAUCUUCCCUCCAGGCAGUCGAGGCAAAGAUCACAUCCAACUCGAUAUUUAUAUUUUUGAGCCUGACUUUGGAUUUGCUUUGGAGGGAACCAGGUGCUUUAAAUGUUAUUUAACGGGGAGUUGAGGCCAGCCCUGCUUCAUAACAAACGUUCUGCUUCUUCUACUACUGCUACUAUCAAACAAACAACCCUGGGCGCAGAAAACGAGCUGAACACAAUUUUGGAUUCUCUUGUGCAAGGUGUGUGAAACGUUGAACUUUACAUACACUACCAGCAUUUUUGCACUGAAAACCCAAAUCAAUGUGGAGCACCAGCUUGUUUUAUUUUAUUUUUUUAAUUCCCAACACUUUGGUUAAUCGGUGUCUGACCCAAAAGGAGGUGAAGUUAACCUUUUUGGGGUUGAAUGUGUAUUUAUGAAAAGAAUAAUCCUAAAAAUAGCCAUGAGUAUUUGUUUGAAAAGUGUUGGAGCUCAGUUUCUGUCGCCCAGGUCAGCAAAACAACAUGUUGAUGUCUGCUGUAUUUCAAUAAAACACAGCCUUUUUCAAAGGGUA
Messenger RNA from Nothobranchius furzeri (turquoise killifish), 9655 nucleotides. Its product is annotated as zinc fingers and homeoboxes protein 2. Gene Ontology annotation, cellular component: nucleus. Lineage: Eukaryota; Metazoa; Chordata; Actinopteri; Cyprinodontiformes; Nothobranchiidae. Gene Ontology annotation, molecular function: DNA binding; DNA-binding transcription factor activity, RNA polymerase II-specific. Gene Ontology annotation, biological process: regulation of transcription by RNA polymerase II. The record is from RefSeq and is a predicted model, not a curated record.